Paramacrobiotus metropolitanus is the source of this 930-nucleotide messenger RNA. Its product is annotated as endothelin-converting enzyme homolog. NCBI's taxonomy places the organism in Eukaryota, Metazoa, Tardigrada, Eutardigrada, Parachela, Macrobiotidae. The record is from RefSeq and is a predicted model, not a curated record. Gene Ontology annotation, biological process: protein processing. Gene Ontology annotation, cellular component: plasma membrane. Gene Ontology annotation, molecular function: metalloendopeptidase activity. The transcript is spliced from 5 exons. Bases 1 to 861 code for a protein of 286 amino acids.
AUGAUGGUCAACGAUAUUCGUGCCGGGUUCAAAGAGCUUCUUGAUGAAGCGAACUGGAUGGAUAAAGCAACGUAUGAUGGAGCCGUAAAGAAACUUGCGGCCAUUCAAGAGAUCAUUGCUUAUCCGGACAUCAUGCUGUCCAAUACGUCGGCUAUAGACUCGUACUUCACCACGAUAACAAUCCAGCCGACCUUUUUGCGCAGCAUCCUCCAGUCGCAAAGAAGUAAUACUAUCCGCAAGCUGCAGUCCAUCACACGGCCGCGGUUCGUUGUGAUGCGCUGGCGAACACCGCUGAUAUCACUGCCAUUAACGCGGUUCGAUACCAUCGGGGCCAAGUACGAUCCCGAGGGAGUGCACCGUCAGUGGUGGACCAAUACGACGAUUAAUGAGUACGAACGCCGCGCCAAGAGCCUCGUCCAACAGUACAACAACUACAGCAUGCCCACGGGAAAGGUUAACGGACAGUUGACACUGGGGGAAAAUAUUGCCGAUAAUGGUGGACUCCGAGCAGCGCUCAAGGAAGCAUAUAGAAGCCACGUUCCAAUAAUGUGUCGUAUUUUCCGGUUGGUUCUUGCCGUACAGGGAUACACCCGCUACUUGGCCCGGCCCGACACGAAGGAGCCCGUCCCGCCGGGUUUGGAGAACUACACUGCUCUUCAGUUGUUUUUCAUUUCCGCAGCGCAGUUGUGGUGCACCAAGACCACUCCCGACCAGGAGCGACUUGAUCUGCUAGCCGAUACCCACGCCCCCAAUAAGUGGCGCGUCAACGGUCCCAUGUCCAACAUGCGUGAAUUUUCGCAAAGCUUUAACUGCCCGCUGGGAAGCAAAAUGAAUCCCGAAACAAAAAACCGUGUAUGGUAACCGGGUUUCUUUUUCGCGUUGACGGACAUUUUUUUCCGUUAUUGUUUUUUUAAAUUCAAAUGCUAUUUG